CGGCACGAAGACUCAUACUUGCUACGGCCAUGACAUGUCAACAUGGGGAUCACCCCAGGGCAAGCGGAGCAGGUCAACAGCGACAUCGGCAAGGGCAGCCCCGGAGUCCCAGACUCGAUCCCGGACCAUAGUCCACUCGGUGUCCAGAUGCGGAGCAGGACCCUGCGUGAGAAGGCUAUAAUGGCGAGCGUGCCGUUGGUCAAUGGCCUCAGAUUUCCGGAGCAGGAAUUUUGGUUGGGUUCCUGGGCGUGGAAAAACUCCAGAGAACUCCACCAAUUGGCAAAUCGUUACGUGAUGCUAUCCACGCCGGACGGCCGUGCCGGUUUGGGUCCCACAGGUGGCUCCAUCGAUGAUAUCAGGGGCGAGGGCCGACUAAGGGCCAGGACUCGACUCGGGUCGCCGUGGCAUGGAGCCGAGCCGCCUUGA
Messenger RNA from Gaeumannomyces tritici R3-111a-1, 426 nucleotides. RefSeq lists its product as hypothetical. The record is from RefSeq and is a predicted model, not a curated record. The transcript has a single exon. Lineage: Eukaryota; Fungi; Ascomycota; Sordariomycetes; Magnaporthales; Magnaporthaceae. Bases 43 to 426 code for a protein of 127 amino acids.